This is a messenger RNA of Bombus terrestris (buff-tailed bumblebee), 3196 nucleotides long. RefSeq lists its product as uncharacterized. The coding region runs from base 20 to 1081 and encodes 353 amino acids. The transcript is spliced from 6 exons. Lineage: Eukaryota; Metazoa; Arthropoda; Insecta; Hymenoptera; Apidae. The record is from RefSeq and is a predicted model, not a curated record.
AUUAUAUCGUGUUCAAAAAAUGGCAGAUGAACAGGAACUUUUCUUGAUCGAGUUUCUAGUCGAAAAGGUUAAAAUCCCAGUAAUAAGGGCAAUGCAGGACGAUCUAUUACCUGCGUGUACCUGCGUCUCCUUUCAGAUUCUCAGCCUGCCGCCAGUCGACAUUUGCCAAGAAGCCCUGACAGAUGGCUGCGGUUGCACCGAAGGCGACACGCAGGUUUUCAAGAAAGGCAAAUCUUGUUUAUUCGCGUUGCCAUCGAUCGCUCUCCAAAGACCUUUAACCACGUUCCCCAUAAAACUAUCUGUCUACAAGAAACUACCACCUGGAGUGCUACCAGAUGUGAUGCUGGUUGGCUGUCAUCAAAUCGAGGCAAAGGCGAUAAUAAACGCCGUAUUGAGCCAACAGGUCUUUAAAAUACCGAAUCCUUGUCAAACGAUCAAGGACACGUUUAAAAUUACUACGGCAACAGGACAAUGCGUUGGAUCUGUGACAGUUUACAUAAGAGCUUCCUGUUUCGGCAAGAAGAUCAUCACCCAGUUUCAAAUACCGCACAAUAGGAAACCAUAUCUGUUUAAAGGGGCGGACGACAGUCCUGUUUUUCAAUGCAAGAAGAUACCCUCUGAAUGCUAUACACCAGCUCCAUUGACGUGUACCUGUACGAAGAAAUGUAUCGAUGGUAGUGGAGAGUCUACAGGAAGAACCUGUUGUGCCACACCGAUCGUUCAGACAUCUUCGUGUCCCCCCUUACCUAAACCUCCUGAUUAUGGUCCACGACCGUGCUGCACCUCGCGUCAACCAUCCUCGGGGAAACAAUGUCCAUGUUCGCCGAAAGCUCGACGGAAAGAUCAAGUAGCUUCCCCGUGUUGUUGUUCUGAGCCAAUAUCCAGUUUUCGCGCCAUUGCUCGUCAACAAGCAGCUGCAGGAGGGAAAUGUAGCCCGUGUGCAAAGCCAGCUCCUUGUUCACCUUGUUGCGGUGCUUCCUCCCUGUCGGCAGGACCCAAACCACACGGUGAUUUGCUUAGCAAGGAGACGGUGAAAAAAUGUGGAUGUCCUGUAAAGGAAUACAGUUGCACCUGUGGUUGACAGAAAUGAAAAUGAAAAUUUCUUUUCUUGGAAAACAGAAGAAACUUCUCCGUAAUACUUAGAAGGUAAAAAGAAUAAUGUAGCAAGCGAAUAAGACGGAUGAUUUUAUUUUAUUUGUAACUUCAAGCCUUUCCUUAAGAUGAAUAUAUGCGAUAUAAAAUAACUCGUUGAAAAAAUCGAAGAAUGUGAACACAUGUUCUUGUGGGACCAAUCGAUGAAAGUGAAAUUGUUUCUCAAUAACUAAUCGCUUUUGUUUCGACACCUAACCUCGGAAAACUAUCCAUAUUUCCUAACUCAAACACAAAAUUGUCCGUAGUCAUGAUAAGCAUAACAGAUAACGAAGCACACAAUCCGAACCUGAGCAAUCACUACUUCUCCUCGUUAAUCUCUCCAUACAUAUUACUCAGGAUUCUAACCGAAAAUACAUUAAUAGCCCUCCAAUGGGAAGCGAUAUUCGUUCACGCCUUCUUUAAUCUGAAUAAUAUCACGAGAAAGAUAUUACCGGCUAUUAAAGGAGAAACUUUCCCGCAAUUAAAACGGCCGGAGGAAACGAUUAGCGAGCCGUGUUGGGAAAAGAUAAACGUCGGGAAUGUAGAGAAUCUGAAAACAGUGGAGCAAGCUGGGAAAAAGAAGCGCACUGGAAAGAAACUUCAUCGGCCUGUGGAGAAAACAUGGAUGGACCAAGCAGGAAAAGCACAACGCGAAGCAGAAGAAAAGGAACGCUUGCGUAAAUGGGAAGAAUGCUGGCAAAGAAAGUUCGAGGCUCAAGAAGAACGCGAUAAUGCCGAAUGUUGCGUGGGCAAAAAUUUAUGCGUAAAACCCAGAACACAAUCAAACAUUUGGAUCAAUGUGACUAAGGAUAGAUCCCUUCAAGAAAUACAUAUGUUCAUCAAGCACGUUCCAGUUCCAAAGCCAAAGCCUCCGCCUCUGCCACCGCCGAAAGUACAAAAGACUCCGAUUAUUUCACCAAUGGAAAGAAUCGUGAAGCAAAGAGUUGACAAAAUGAGCGGUACGGAGAAGAAGAAGAAGAAGGAGAAGAAGAAGAAGAAAUAGCAGUAAACGAAUCCGGCAAUAAGCGAUUUCUUUGCGAUCACUUUGCUCGAAUAUCUUUCCUUUACAUUCUUCUUCGCUACGCAAAAGAUACGUAUUUCUCUGUUUGUCGAGGCAUUUGUAAAAAUACAUCAGAGACCAUGGCGAGGAUGGCGUCGUGACACGUUAUUCUCGUCGUUCAGUGCCCAGUUCGGCGAAGUACCAAAAUGGAAAUAGUGAAGAAAUAAGAAGAAUCUAACUAAUGAAACAUUCUCGCUGUCUUCAGUUUCCAUUUUCCUGUAUUAUCCUUUUGUUAAAUAUCAAAAUAUCUUACACGUUCCGCUUAGACCAUUGAAGAUGCAAUAAAAUAUUCAUAGAAUGUUCACUCCACAAGUUGAGGAUUUUCUACGCCACUUUCCUUAGUUAAACUCUCUCAUCUACCAUUUUAACUGAGAUAGUAAAGUAAAAUUUGCUAAAGUUUUCCAAUAAAUAUAAUCAAUAGGUAUUCUAAUCUAGUAUCUAUGGCCGGCAGUGUCCGCCAAUCAUAGGAAAUUUCAUCUCAAGAUACAAAGAACAUGGAAGAAAAAUUGAAAUCAAGAAAAGAGAAAAAAAGAAAAGUUUCUCCAGCUAAGUUGAUUCAUCGAAAACGAUAUGUUCAUUGACAUGAACCGCGGAGGAAACAAGCGGUCGGUGUGCAAACUGCAAGGACAUUGCACGCGAGGAGUUAUUCCUGUCCCGCAUAUAUGUGCGGGAAGGGAUAAGAAGGGAAGGAAGGUGGGUGAUAAAAGGUGGCGGAAAGAAUGAAGGCAGGGGGUAAAUGUGAGAGAGGAGGGACCACGAGGAUGAGACUGCGCGUGCUUUUCUCUCUUUCCUCCGCCACCCUCAGUGCCCGCCACCGAACGACGAACAGGGUUGUAAGCCGAUAUUGUCGGGCAGGCGCAUUGGAAACCGGCGACCAGCCGGGAAGGAAGAUAACAAUAAAAGAGCAUAUAUAAUCGCGCCUAAACGCACGUUAACCUCGCGGCCUGGCUGGUUGGCUGGCUGGCGCGUCGCCUCUCGAAAUGUAAGCACAAUGCGUGAGAGUAA